UCGGCAACGUUUUCCAUUUCACAUGACCAUCCUGUUUCACUCGAUCCGCUCGGAGAAAGUAAUGCGAUUAAAAUUUCUCAAAAUUACAUUGAACCAGACUCCAGGAAGUUGCGAAUAGUGUUCGUACCUCAAGUUUAGGUUAACUGCAUAUAUAUCGGUAAUGGACCCUACCUCAAUUUGCUGUUAAUCUAGAACCAGGAACAAGUAGGAAUCUUGUGAGCUAGCUUCCAGGGCUUGCUCUGUCAGGGAUACUCGGUGAUCCACCAUGCAUGAUGCCUAUGAAGCACGCCCUAUCCUGGAGAAGCUCCCUCUACCUAUAGAGUCAAUAGCUUGCCAUGGAGAUCAAUUGCUUGUAGGAACCAAACCAGGACAUCUCCUAGUCUACAGUAUCACUGGAGGGCAAUUGGGUACAUUUAAAGUUGAUCUUCUGAAGUCUUUCAAGUCGUUCUCCAAGAAGCCGAUUCAGCAACUAGAAUGCAUUCCAGAGAUGCAGAUUGUCAUUAGUCUUUCAGAUGCCGUCAUCAAUGUGCAUGAACUGAAUCAUUUCACACCGAUCACAAGCAUUGCCAAAACCAAGGGAGCUACCCUCUUCUCCACUGAUAUGCAGCAGAAGGGGACUAGUGGAGGAGGUGUCCAUUUUACUCUCAAGCUGUGUGUAGCUGUCAAGAGGAAACUUCAACUCUUCAUCUGGAAAAACAGAACAUUUGAAGAACUCAAGCCUGAUCUAGGAGUACCAGAUGUUCCUAAAGCAAUGUCAUGGUGUGAGAAUUCACUUUGUGUCGGCUUCAAAAGAGAUUACUUCCUCAUCAAUAUUGACAAUGGCCAGCCCAAGGAUCUGUUCACAACAGGCAAUGCUUCUCAAGCAGAACCCACCGUCACCAAACUCUCAGAAGACAUGCGAGCCCUGGGCAGGGACAACAUGAGUAUCAUCAUCGAUUCAGACGGUCAACCAGCCAAAAAAUAUGCUCUUACGUGGUCAGACAUUCCAUUAGUAUUAGAACACGACCAGCCAUACAUCAUCGCUGUGCUUCCAAAGUAUGUAGAAGUGAGGACGGUUGAUCCUAGGUUACUUGUACAGAGUAUAGAGGUAGACAAACCCAAGUACAUCACCCAAGGAAGUGGUCAUGUGUAUGUAGCAUCUAAUAACUACAUAUGGAGGUUAGAACCUGUUCCACUCCCAAGACAAAUACAGCAACUAGUAGAUGAAAAGCAGUUUGAAUUAGCCCUCCAUCUUGCAUAUAUGACAGAUGAGGUGGAAGCAGACAGACAGAGAAGGAUCCAACACAUUCAGAACCUCUAUGCCUUUGAGCUUUUCCAGCAACAUCGCUUUGAAGAGUCUGCAAAAAUGUUUGCCAAACUUGGGACAGAUCCAGCGCAGGUGAUCGGUCUCUUCCCAGACCUCCUACCCAAGGAGUACAGACAGGUGCUCCAUUACCCCAGCACACCUACAGAGCUUGGUGGAGCAGAGCUGGAGAAGGGUCUGACUGCCUUGGUGGAGUACCUCACACAGAAGAGACAAGAUCUAGCCAAGGAGUCCUCUCAACAGACAGCAGCCAUGCCAUCCACCAUCUGUGAAGGAUCAAAGAUAGUCACUUCAAGGAGACAAAGAAGCCUUAUCAUAGACACAACUCUACUCAAAUGCUAUCUACAGACUAAUGAUGCCCUCGUUGCUCCGCUGCUCAGAUUGAAAGACAACAAUUGCCAUCUUGAUGAGAGUGAGAGGGUUUUGAAGAAAUACCAAAAGUACAGUGAACUAAUUAUCCUCUAUGAGAAGAAAGAUCUGCAUAAGAAAGCCUUGGACCUGCUACUACGUCAAUCACAAAAACCCAACAGCCCCCUCAAGGGCCACGAGAGAACAGUAUCCUACCUCCAGAGACUGGGUAAAGACCACUUCAAUCUCAUCUGUGAAUAUGCUCAGUGGGUGCUCAAGUCAUAUCCAGAAGAUGGGCUGAAGAUAUUUACAGAGGACAUCCCAGAAGUGGAGGGUUUACCGAGGGACCAAGUUCUGGACUACCUGACCUCGGUAGCUGGAGAGCUAGCUGUACCCUACCUUGAGCACAUCAUCCUCAACUGUUCAGAUGAGACUCCAGAGUUUCACAACAGGCUUGUCAAUCUGUAUAAAGACAAGAUACAGGUUCUAAUGGAAGACUAUCGAAAGACACUUCCAGAAGGUCAAUUAUUUGUCCGUGCCGGUACAGAGCCGGGAGAACUAGGUGCACUCAGAAAGAAGCUUCUCUUCUUUCUAGAGACUUCACAAUAUUACAGACCAGAGAAACUACUCACUAGGUUCCCAUUUGACAGUUUCUUUGAGGAGAGAGCCCUCUUGCUAGGCAGGUUAGGGAGACAUGAGCAGGCUCUAGCCGUCUAUGCACAUAUACUCAAGGAUACAAGACAAGCUGAAGAGUACUGUCGCAGAACUGCCAUGAUCAGUCGAGAAAGUGAAACAGAUGUAUACCUUAGUCUCUUCCAAACAUACAUCAGACCACCAGACCCAGAGUCCAUGCGGUUGAUGAUGCACAACACACCAGCUCCGGAACCCAACAUCAAGGCUGCCCUCAAUGUCCUGGAGAUUCAUCAUGACAAGAUUGAUACUGCCAGGGCUCUUGAGAUGUUGCCUGAUACUACCCAAGUCAAGAAUAUCUGUGGCUUCCUGGAGAAGGUGAUGGAAGGAAAGGCCAUGCAGAAACGAGACAGCCAAGUCCUCAAGAGUCUCUUCUACUCAGAGAACUUACAGGUAAGACCCUAGAUAGGAAUGAUAAGAAUGAUGCAGUCAACAGACCAGCUUACUAAUGCAUACAAAUCAUUAUUCAUUAAGAAAGUGGCAUUUUGCCUGACAUCAAAUUGAUCUGUGCUUUGGCUGGCAUUUAGCAACAGGUGUAUUGCUUGAUAUGACCCAAAACCUACCUGUGAUUUGCCUGACAUAGCAACAAGUAGUGUCAAAGAGAUGCUAUCAUACCUUUACAUAACAUGAAUGGAAGAUUUCCUACCAGGGGUUCUGGGAGGAAACAUUUUAGUAAACUGGUCUGUUGAGUCACUUCAUCGGUUCAUACUGGAACACAGGAUAGAGAAUAUGCAUCCUGUGUUCACUUCACACUCAUCAUUAUACCAUCAAAACUCCUCUAGCUAGCACCUGUAUAGCUGCACCCAAAAUAAAAUUGCUUUUUUUUUGUGUGGUAAUGGCAGGUCUGUGCUUUUAUUCUUAGAUGAAGCCUGGCAGUUCAUGAUUGUUGUGAAGUGGAUAGAAAGAAGUAUAUUGUGUCUAUCUAAAAAUGUAGUGUGAUGAUGGUGGAGGUGAUGAGGCGAUGAUGAAGGUGAUAAUAAUAAAGUUUGAAUGUAUGCAUACCGGUACAUUAUAUUUAUGAUAGAGAG
Molecule: messenger RNA, 3369 nt
Organism: Strongylocentrotus purpuratus (purple sea urchin)
Lineage: Eukaryota; Metazoa; Echinodermata; Echinoidea; Camarodonta; Strongylocentrotidae
Gene: vps39
Product: vam6/Vps39-like protein
Exons: 20
Coding region: 266-2746 (826 amino acids)
Biological process (GO): vesicle-mediated transport; endosomal vesicle fusion; intracellular protein transport
Cellular component (GO): cytoplasm; membrane
Molecular function (GO): protein binding
Source: RefSeq, a predicted model, not a curated record